AACCUGAGACAAAAACAAAACAUUAGUCAAGGAACAAGAAUUAGAAUCUUCUCAAACAAGCAAUAAUCAAAACCAUGAUUUGGCCAGGUAAAAUACCACGAAGAGGCAAAACACUCAGGCAUCGAAGUACUGGCUCGCCUCCUUCUUAUAGUCCUCCAGAUGAUGACAAUCAUGCGAAACACCUGACGACCAGCUCCUCAUCUCUUAACGCCCCUACUGGUGGAAGAGGGUUAGUAGCAGGCAAAAAUGACCAGGAUCUGACAUUUUCCUUAUAUUCAUUCUUUGUUUCAAGUCAAACCAAACUGGUUUGUUGUCUAAAAUCUCAAUCUAAGUCUGAAGUGACUAAAGCAGAUUAUUCCUGUGAGUCUGGAAACUUGUGCUUUAGUCAGUUUCCUAAACUCGACAUAUUUACACUUGCAGUGACAUGACAGAAAAGGCUCGUUUUUAUCAGCACGCCUCCCAAACAACCAGUUUUUAUGUAGAUGGGGUAUAAUGGUUUUUAUGAACACUUAAUGAACCCAGGAUGCUGCGCUUUGUUGCAGUGAUUUAGCACUUAGCCUUUUUUUAAAAUAUCCCUCAGACACUGGGUGAUGGCAGCAUAAACAUGGACUCUCAUCCGGUCCUGUUAAUCACUACUUAUUGCUCGAACCACAGACGUGGACAAGUUGAGGUGAGUAGCAGAGCUGUGCAAUAUAUUGAAUUGCAAUAACACUACUGCGUGGAUAUAGUAAUUGGUUGGAUGUCAUGUUUUAAGGGUCAUGCAUUGCCCAUGUGCAUGACAACAAUAUAUUUAGACCUUGAUGCACAGCAUGUUUAUUUUUCAGGGAUCGAAAUGCAGGAGAUUGUAUAAAAUGUUGAGGAAUUUGCAAUGAUUUAAAGGAACGGAGUCAGACAAAUGUGUGUUAAUCAUAAUCAAUAUCACAAUAAUUAACAAGUAUUCCAAUUACAGUCUCCCCCAUGGUUGUGUAACCUGCUGCCCACCACUGAGACCAUUUAGAAGCUCAGGAAACCUUUGCAGGUAUUUUGAGUUAAUUAACGGAUUAGGGUGUGACACCAUGAGUUUUCAAUAUUUGACUUUUUCUAAAUUUUAAUUUUCUAACACAGAAUUUUGGGUUUUCGUUAUCUGUCAGCCACAUUCAUCAAAAUUACAAGAAAAUUAGACUUCUCAGAGUUUCCAAUAAAGAUCAAACUGUCAAAUCAGUUUACAAGUCCCUUAACAUAAAUUUAAUAACACCAUGUCACUUUCUAUUAAAGAGCUCUAAAUGUGGCCUAAACUUUCCGUCGAUUAUACCCAAGUACGCGUUUCAGUUAGAUUGCACUUUAAACUCAAACCCAGAACUGGUUCGUGUGUCGCCCACACGUAGCCCACCUGCAAAGUUGCCCUGAAACCAGCUAUAUUCUGCGUGGGCUACAUCCGGCACACAUGCAGCAAAAUUAAACUCAUUAAAUUACCAUUAUGCAAAACGUUCGCAUACAAGUUCCCUGAGUUCCAUUUGUUGUAUCUGCUGGCGCAACAUCUGGUUCUGUGACACAUGUUGAGACGGGAGGGGGGCAGUCAACAUGUGGCCCAUAUUUGAGGUAAACUAAAUAAAACUAAAUCCAGUUUCAUGUGAACCACACAACCUCCAGGUCUGCUUAAACUAUGAAAGAUGUUCAUAUCCUUUCCACCUUUUCACAUUAUGUCACUCUACAGCCACAAACUGUAUUAGUAUUUUGGUCAGAUCUUGGUAUAAAUCCAGCUGCUCUGUGAAGACCUCAGAGGUUUGUUCGAGAACAUUAGCGAAUAAACUGCACCGAAAACAAACAUUUAUUGCUUUGCUUUGGUCCCCAGGUGCCUUUUAAUGGUGGCUAGAGUUGUAAGAAAUUCACCCCCCAAAUCUAGGAGUGUAUAUAUUUUAAGUGUCAGCAGACAUAUUCACGGAGGAGGAUCUGUAGUCAGGUAAAGAUAUGUUUUCUGCAUUUACAAAGAUGCUAGACGGAAAAACAGGGCUGGACUUUCUGUAACUUCUUCAGCAAACACUCACAGAGAAUAAAUAGUCCCACGGUGGGCUCACCGUGGGACCGGCCUGGACCAGCCUCAGAUUCCCACGACCCCUCCUCUCCACACACGCUGAAGAGCAAGCUGCAGACACGCACAGGCGGACAGCGCGGAGACACAGAGGCAGAGCAGCGCUGCACCACUUUUUCCUCUUAUUUACCAUAAAAGCCACAUUUCAGGCUCCGCUGUUGCGCAUUGCACUGACUCACUGUGCAGCGAGGAGGGUAAAAGAAAAAGACACAAAAAACAAAAACGUCCCGAUCUCAAAGGGAAAUGGGAGAAAGAGUGGAUUAGCCGCGGAUCAAAAGUGGAGGAGUGGGAGGAAUCACGCAACUCGGGAUUAUGUAUUCUGAUUAUGCCGAGGAGCCGGUUUCUGCUUCACGUUUACAUCCAUAACAAGUCUGAGGAUGACUGCUGCCAGUCCGCCCUGCAGCUCUGCCUCCUCCCACUCCUCACCCGUUUGCCUCCCAGCCUGCAACAAACACCUGAGGAAAGGCGAAGCCCUCCAGACCAAGCUGCGUCUGAGCUCCCCCCCAGGAGUGUGGCUCCUGCUGGGCGCAGUGGUGGUGCUGGUGGGGAUGAGCGUGGCUGUGGCGGGCUACGUCUCCACGGCGCCGAGGCCAACCGUGGGCGGACGUGGGAGCACCCACGUGGAGAGGAUGAAACUGGCCGGGCCCGUGGUGAUGGGAGUGGGCCUCUUCAUCUUCAUCUGCGCUGCCACGCUGCUGUACGAGAACCGGGACCGAGAGAGCCGCGUUCGAGACACUCCUGACGACCUGGAGGAUCUGAAGGGGAGCAGCUGCCGGGAAGAUACUCAGGAGCAGUGGGAGCACACAGAUGAGGAGCAGUCAGCGUGGGCCACCCCACUCCACAUAGUUCCCCUCCCUCCUCGCUCCACCAGUGGGUUCUCACUGCCAGGUCCUCCUGAUGCAGGAGGUGCAGGUAAUGAUGGGGGAUACAGAAACGUAGAAGAGGAAGAGGAGAAGAAGGGAAAAUUGAUACUGCUCACCCAGGUUCUCCACCACCAGGAGCCGAUUCCUCAGCCACCCUCCCCCUGCAAGUCUGCUUCUCAUGACUCGGUUCACUCAGACUUCAGCAAUUCGAGUGAAACCAACUUUAAUGAACGAACAGAGUCUUUAGAGCUGCCACAGGACUGAUGCCCCUAAAUGCACAACCACACAGGACUAUGCACAGCUCAGCACAGAGGAGCAGAAACAUUUGUAUGUCAUAGUGCCUCUGAGUGGCACACUGAGUCACUGUCUGUGAUGGGUGUUUUUGUCCCACAUUGCUUACUGACCCACCCACAUUUGAAAAAUUUAAGCUGCACUGUUUGAUGUCAACUCGCCAGCUUGUUGGGUCAGAGCUCCACCAUGGUACCCCAAACAAUCCACUAAGGCCACUUCUGGAGAUACCAAAUUGUGGCCUGGGGGAGAGGUGAUGUUGCUGUAAAAGUCAUUCAGGUGCCAACCUUGGUGAUACACACUUCCUCUCACACUCAUCCUCUCCCCGGAGGUAGACUUUUUCUUUCUUAAGAGGUUCACUUAAGAGGAUGGGCCAGAUUAGGUCCUGAAUGAGUCUUUGUCUUAUCUCACAUGUAGUGUAAUCUUUUCAGUAUCCCGGGGAAAAUUGUGUUUUGGUGUAAACAAGAGCAGCACAUAAGGCCACACUCCUCUCACUCGACACCUACAGCCAUGCUAUUAAUACCAGCUGGUGCUCUGUAGCAAGACCUGGAUUUCUUACUGUACAUUUUAACAGUUUCUUCGGAUUCCCACAUUCAGCUGUUCACUUUUCUCCGUUUCCUUUAAUGUGGCGUUGAGAGAUGUGAGUGAGUGGAUGAACAGAAACAGCAUUUAAAAAAACAAGUUCUGGUGAGGCUGCUAUGAGUUAUUCUUGACGCAACUGAGAAAAUCACUCCUGUCAGUUUGAGUAAGUGACGCCUCACUCUCCCACCAUCUCGACCUCUCAUCUCCCAUCUCUUCUUCACCUUGUUUCCUACGCUUUAUUCAAAUCUUCAUUACUCCAUCUCAUUUCUUGGCUUAUACACAACUGAGAAAGAGCACAAAAAAAAGAAAAGAAAGAAAAUAAAUAAUUAAAGCACAGCCAAAUGUUUGCAAGUACAAUUAAAGGGAUAUUUCAGAAAUGUUAAAGAUUCUGUUAUAAGGCCAUAAGGAGAUAUUAUUAUAUCCCCUUAUUGUAUAUUUAUUUUGCAACUCCAGAUUAGUUGGUCCAGUGAAGCUACCAGAUAGUCAGAUAAGGAUUAAGACCAAAGUGGACGUCUGCCAUCUUAUAAAAACCCAAAUGUCAAAAAUGUCAUAGCAGUUUAUGCUCAUUUUCUACCAGAUAUGUCCUGACAGGUGAACUUUGAGAUGUCCAUUCUCAGGUUUUGUGUUUCACAAGGAAUAUUAUUAGUAGGACACCACCACCAAUCUUCAUUUCCAGUGUAAACAAUCAGUGUUUUUUUCUGUAAACGACUGCCCGGUGCCAACAUGAAGAACUCCAAUCUGAAAAACAUCCAAGAGGUUGAUGUAAACACUAUAUUAUGAACCUUUGAGCUUUUGUCACGUUUGUAUUGGACGGAGGUGACGCGCUACAAAUAGUCUUCCUUGUGAAACAUGAGCCGAGAAUAGAAAGGGCCUUUCUGGUCAGAGUAACUAUCUGAAAGAAAAUGAAUGUACACUUAGCAUUGGGUAAGGGGAUUUUUGUUUAAUAAUUUCGUUGUUGUAACAAUUCUUCUUGGCAAUAAAUCUUAUACUGUUGGAAAGCCUGUUUAUUUCCCUUUCAAUGGCACCACAUUUCUAAGAUGGAAAAUGCAAUUUUGGGUCGAGCAGCGGAGCUGAGUAUGUGGGAUUGUCCCAGAUAAUAUUUGCAGAAUCCACUCAGCAAAUGCCAAACAGCUUUUUUUGGUUUCAUAAUUGAAUUGGAUGAUUGACGUUUAUAGAAACUAAACUAACUGCUAAUUUAAGAAUUAAUUUUAACAAACAGGGACAUCAGUAAUGCCUGGGACAGCCUAAUACUUACUCCUCAUGCAGUGUGGGACCGGCUGUGGUCAUCCUAUUCUUCAACCAGGAUCUGUCACAAGUCAGCCAGUCUGGUUGUGUUGGUCACACGGGUAAAAACAGCAAGUCCAAGGUGAUUCCACAGAUACUCAAUGGGGUUAAGGUCAGGAUUGCAGAGUGGCCAUUCCUCCGUGGCUCUGUGGAGGCAAGAGUUGCCAUCUUGCAGUAUAGAGUUCAGCCCCCAAGAGUGGCAAUACGUGAUUGCCACAGGUUGCAGAAUCUCAUUAUGUAACUACCUAUCUGAUAUGAGACUGCUUCCAACAACAGCAAGCCUUGUUUUUCCAGUGAGAGAUACCGCCCCACACCAUCAUACUGCCUACACCAAAAGCUGUUUAGUAUUUGCGGAGAGGACUUAAAGUUCUUCAUGGGCACAGCCUACAUACUACACUAUGCUCCUCAUCCAACAAAUGCAUUUUCCUUACCAAUGUGGCAUCGUUUAAGAGGUAAUGAAGAGGCUUUCUAACAGUUUAAGUUCUAUUGCAAGGAAGCACCGUUUGAACAACAUAUUAAAAAAACAACCAAUACA
Girardinichthys multiradiatus is the source of this 5620-nucleotide messenger RNA. RefSeq lists its product as uncharacterized. The record is from RefSeq and is a predicted model, not a curated record. Lineage: Eukaryota; Metazoa; Chordata; Actinopteri; Cyprinodontiformes; Goodeidae. The coding region runs from base 2446 to 3195 and encodes 249 amino acids. The transcript has 2 exons.